UUUUUUUCCCUCCCUCAUCUCUCGUCUUUGGAACUUGCCAUCUCUCACACCCGCAAGAUUCAUCAACCAUGCAACCCUUUCAUCAAAACCCCAUCUGAUACUGGAACCUAUUCUCCUCUAGCGGCGGUUUUUUGGUUCUUCCCGCUUUAUUUACCGCCUCCAGCAUCGCUCCCAGCGUCAUGGCGCACUCCCGAUCGCGUUUGGGACAGAAGAACCUUUUGGCUUCUCCAGCUGUGCCUAGUCCGUCACGUAGACGUGUGACGAGAAGCCAGAGUCGCGAGCUGGACCAAGCGCCUAAAUUGUCGAAGAAUCAUCACACAGCUCCAUCGCAUCCAUCUAACGGCAGAAACAAGUGGGGACAAAACAAGGGUUUGUCUACCGUGGUCGAAGAAUCGCCUUUCCGGUCCCCACAUAAGCCUGGUGUUCGGUAUGGCAACGCGGUCAUACCCGAGUCCCCUGAAGAUGUAGUAAAUAUCUCCGGGACAACUAUUCUACCAUCAGAACCCGAUAAUGACUUGGAUCCGGAAAUGAUGCUGGAGGUUCUUCCAGACCUCGAGAGAGCGGGGAGGAAUCUCCUGGAUUUCCUGGCACCGAGUACUGCAAACCCGGUCAAUAUUGUCAAUAAAGCCAAGCAACUCGGUGAUCCCAGAAAUACCGAGAGCAGACGCCUCCGUCGUCUGAUUACGAAUCUAGACGAAGAAGUCAAGUUUUACGGGAACGAGACCUAUCUCGAUGCGGAACGUCUCGGGAUCAUAUUUUUUUCUGCCCUGGCUGGUCGACGUGGGGGGGUUCAAAAGGACUGGAGUCCCAAUCCUGUUGUGCAUAUGGCCAACUGUGCACGCUUUGCGGCUGAGAUCCUUCUUGCAAACGUCGGGACGAACUCUCCAAAACGGGCCAUUGCAAAUGUUGAGGCUCUGUUUCCCAAGCCGUUCAUGGACGACCUGGUCGAGGAUGACGAAGCAAAGGCUGCUGGGGAUAGCUCUUUAGAAAAGGACACGUUUGACCUUGCUCUGGAAAUUCGCACACAAGCAUUGAUCAUACAAUUGGAAGACCACCAGGAUGAUCCUCAGUUUGACGCCAAGAAUGCUGUGCGAACGGCCUUUUUCGUCGGUACCUCUCGAACUGCGGCUCUUCGAGGCUUCAACUUGCCUAUUUUUGGUGGAGAGAGCGGAGCUCUUCCUGCACAAUACCGGGACAUUGCCCAGGAUCGUUUCAAUGAAAUUCUCCUGUCCGAGCGUGGAGACGGCUCCUUUGAUGUUGAGGAGUUGAAAGGCGCUUACCGUUGGCCACGAUUUGUCCUGCGAGCCGCGCAGUGGAUUCGCAAGAGGACGGCUGAGAUUAGCAACGACUUGGAAAAUCAUAUGAGCGCGCAAGAUGUGCACGAUGCAUUCUUCACCUCAAAACACCCCAGCUUCACUAGCACUGUGGGUGGGUCGGAGGGAGAACCAAGUACUGUCGAAGAAGCUGAGGAGGAACCCAACGAGUCGGAGGUGGGCGAACCAGCGGUAUCUGAAUCAGCAGAACGGCCGCAGGAUUCACGGCCCUCACCACGGGAUAGGGAAAAAGGAAGAAGGUUGUCUAAGCCUUCAUUCUUGAAUGCUCUGUCAAUUCAACGCAUAGCGCAAAGACAAGAACGCUUGCGCUCUGCAACCGAAACGUCAGAUAGCCGGCGCCAUUCUGACAUUGGUCUUGCUUCACAGCAAGCUCCCGAGCAAUCUUCUAGCAGCCGUCGUCAAACGCUUCCCGCACGCCCGGACCGGCCACCACAGGCGGACGAACCCCGUGAGAUCCCCGCCUCGCCCGAGGACUCACCUACCUUGUUGCAUGGUGAGGACGAGUUCACCAUCGGCGUUGAUACACACCUUGCCAUUGGAAACGAGGGUACCCAAUUGGAAAAGUCACACAGCCCUCCAGUCCGACGCACGAGAACCCCUCCCCAGCGGCACAGACCCUCGCGGGCUUUGAGCCAGGAUGUAUGGCAUUCGAUUAAGAUGGGUUCCUUCCGCGAGGCCUCUUCAUCACCUAGUCGCAUUGCACCACCGGCAUUCAUUGACCGGCAGCACAACGCCGAGCGUGUGUCCCCGAUCAGUCAAGAUGUCGAGGCGCAAAGCGCUGUCGGGCGUGUAGAAGCCCGCGUAUCCCGAAAGCGGGCUCGAGAGGUGUCCGAAGAAUCCGAAGGCGAUGAGGAGGAGGAGUUCUCCAAUUACACUGGCCAGGCUGACAUUGACCGUAGAAGAGCAGAGAAGCCGCGGCCCGUGGGAAACAAACGACAACGAGUUGAAGAACCAGAACCAGAACAAGAACAAGAACAAGUUAGUGAUGAUGACGAUCUCGACGAGUCGAUCCAAGCCAGUCCCCGACGCCGACAACCUGGUUGGGUUCCCAGCCGGCAAGCCAGCAGGGACUAUCUCCAUUCCGUAAACUCAUCAUCCUCGCACCAGCGCUGGUCGCCUGCGGAGGAUAAGCGACUUCUUCGAUUGAUUGAAGAGCUUGGAUGUGGCUGGGCGCGUAUCGCACGGCAGAACGAAGCGCUGCCACUCAAGACCGGGGAAGCACGCAUUGAAGGGCGCAACCAGGUGCAACUGAAGGACCGUGCUCGGAAUUUGAAGAUAAAGUUUCUUCGUGAAUCCAUCCCCUUGCCCCGAAACUUUGACAAGGUCACCAUGAAAGCCAAGGACUACGACAUGCUUGAAAAGCGAGGCAUCGAUGUGCCUCGUCCUUGAACUACGCGCCGACAGCCGGACACGGGUGGUUUGGGCUGAACCCAGUCCGCUUAUUUUAUUAGAACAUUGCUAUCAGUAUGGUUUACGUAUGAUACCCAGGGGGAGGGAGGGAUACUUGGUGUUUAUUCCGUUUUAUUUCCCAGCAAGUUCCGGAUCCUUUAUACAAGAUCUCUAAAACAUUUUUCUGCCCGUAGAGAGAGAGAGAGAGAGAGAGAGAGAGAGAGAGAGUCAAGUAAACAAAAUGAUCAAAACGAGAGAACACGAUACCACAACCAAACAUAUCCAUCACCC
Molecule: messenger RNA, 3014 nt
Organism: Aspergillus ochraceoroseus IBT 24754
Lineage: Eukaryota; Fungi; Ascomycota; Eurotiomycetes; Eurotiales; Aspergillaceae
Product: SANT/Myb-like DNA-binding domain-containing protein
Exons: 4
Coding region: 180-2723 (847 amino acids)
Source: RefSeq, a predicted model, not a curated record